AUGUAAACAACAGGCGCGCGCAUCUUGACCCGUGACUGUCUGUCAUGAAACAGUUUCCUUACUGCUGAUUAAUGUUUCCCUCACUUCUACUGGAAUUCAUCACAUAUGCCGCCCUCGACAAGUGUAUUCGAUCUAACUGUAUGAAGAAACCAAGCAAAUUAGCCCUUGUGUAACGGCUGCAGUGAGGGAGAGUCGCGGAGAAGCGCUAUGCCGCGACGGAAGAAAAACGCGGGCAGUAGCUCUGAAGGUACAGAGGAUUCAGAUUUCUCCGCUGAGCACACAGACAGCUCAGAGAGUGACACCCACACGGUUAGAAACACCCGACUCACUCGAUCCUCUCUGAGACUCAGCCGCAAUUCGCAAGAUUCCAGUCCUGUGGGGAACCCUUCUGCCCCGGUUUCAGAGAAGGUGGUGAACUAUUCCACCCGCCGUGUGACUCGUAGUCAACAGCAGGGGGUGACAGUCUCGCCCAAGAAAUACCCCUUGCGGCAGAGUCGCUCUUCUGGCUCAGACACGGAGCAGCAUGGGGAAAUCUCAGAGAGGGACAUUAAGCAAAGCACAGACCAUGAUGAGUCCCCACCCAGGACGCCCACAGGCAAUGCUCCUUCCUCUGAGUCUGACAUUGACAUGUCCAGCCCAAACGUGUCUCAUGAUGAGAGCCUGGCAAAGGAACUAUCGCUGAAAGAAUCCGGCCUUGCUCACCGGCCCAAAAGACGGCGCUUUCAUGAGAGUUACAACUUUAACAUGAAGUGCCCCACACCUGGUUGUAAUUCACUUGGACAUUUGACAGGGAAACAUGAAAGGCACUUUUCAAUAUCUGGAUGUCCACUGUACCACAACCUCUCAGCAGACGAGUGUAAGGUGAAGGCAAGCUCCCGGGACAAACAUGUGGAGGAGAGGACACUGUCACAGCGGCAGGAUGAGAACCGCCAUUCCGCCCGGCAACAGGCCCAGGCAGAGAGACAGCUGCGAUAUAAGGAGAAGGUGACAGAGAUGAGGAGGAAGAGAAACUCUGUUCCACAAAAAGACAAGUACAUGGAGCACAGACCAUCCCAUGGCAGCAGUCGUGAGCCUCUGCUGGAGAACAUCACCAGUGACUAUGACCUGGAGCUGUUUAGAAAAGCCCAGGCACGUGCUUCGGAUGAUCUUAGCUUGACUGGGGAAAAAAUCAUAAGGAACAACAAGAAGGAAAAACUCCGGCUCGAGGGACAGGUCACAGAGGGCGGCAACAUGAUAAAGGCCAUUGUGUUUGGCCGCUACGAGUUGGACACUUGGUACCACUCGCCGUACCCCGAAGAGUACGCACGCCUUGGCCGUCUCUACAUGUGCGAGUUCUGCCUAAAAUACAUGAAGAGUCAGACUAUUUUGCGACGUCACAUGGCCAAAUGUGUGUGGAAACAUCCACCAGGUGAUGAGAUUUACAGAAAAGGGCCUAUAUCUGUUUUCGAAGUGGAUGGCAAGAAAAACAAGAUUUAUUGCCAAAACCUGUGUCUACUUGCCAAACUCUUCCUGGACCACAAAACACUGUACUAUGAUGUGGAGCCGUUCCUCUUCUAUGUGAUGACUGAAGCUGACAAUACCGGCUGCCAUCUUGUAGGAUACUUCUCCAAGGAAAAGAAUUCAUUCCUGAACUACAAUGUCUCCUGCAUCCUCACCAUGCCACAGUAUAUGAGGCAGGGUUAUGGCAAGAUGCUGAUUGAUUUCAGUUACCUGCUGUCCAAAGUAGAGGAGAAGGUUGGCUCUCCUGAGCGGCCUCUCUCUGAUCUCGGCCUCAUCAGUUACAGGAGCUACUGGAAAGAAGUGCUCCUGCGCUACCUGCACAACUUCCAGGGCAAAGAAAUCUCCAUUAAAGAAAUCAGUCAAGAAACAGCUGUCAAUCCUGUAGACAUAGUCAGCACUUUACAGUCACUCCAGAUGCUGAAGUACUGGAAAGGGAAGCACCUGAUCUUAAAAAGACAGGAUCUGAUUGAUGAUUGGAAAACCAAAGAGGGAAAACGUGGAAGCAGUAAGACUAUUGACCCUACGGCCUUGAAGUGGAGCCCACCCAAAGGAACAUAAGACAAUAAUCUGCAUGCUCUUCCCUGUUUGCUGUAGUUUAGCAGGUCUUGCUCACUAUAGGAAAAGCUUAACAAAUAGGAAAGCAUUUUCUUGUUACAGUAAGUUACAAGUAAAUCUGCAAUCUCAACUGAAUCGUGUUUGUCACAUGAUGCAGCUAGCAUUUAGAGUUUCCAUAACUGUCCUAUUCUAGGUUUUUGAAACAUGGUUAACAUUUCAACAUGCAUUGUAGAACUGCGCAUAUGAGAUCCUAUCACCUAACUUAUUUUGAGUUGAGUACCAGUGUUUGAUACUCAAAUGGCAGUUGUUUUUACUGUUGUUUUUAGUAACAGUUAAUAAAAAAUGUGCAUCUCUUUAUUUUAGAGAAUUGACUAUUUGACUGUUAUAUAUUUUAUGUGUUUCUACCGCUAAUUGUUUUGUGAGCUGAAGAGCUUGACUCUUCUAAUUGGGUUCUUGUUUCUUUUUAAAUUCCUCUAAACCAGAUAUGUAUUUCCAACCAUAUUUGACAUUAGCCAAAGUCACUGUAAGUAAAAAACAAUAUUUUACUAUUUCAAGUGAGACUAAUGUGUAUUUUAGAACAGACACAUUGCAGUAAAUAUGAUAUAUUUACCCUUCAUAAUCAUGUUUUUUUUUUUUCUUCAAAAGUCUACAUCAAAAAACAUUUAAUGGAAGCCUAGUUUAUAGCAUGUUUUGGCUAUAUAUUGCAGCAAGUGUGUAAUUUGUGAGCAGCCAGAAUAGCUUAAUUUAGCUCAUAAAAUUACACUUGCACAUUGAUGCACUUGUAAACUCCACAUGGUGGAUUUAUCACAGACUAUACUAUGAUAUGUCAGUAGCAUGUGUUGCAGUUGAUUUUCUGUCUCUUCUCCAAAAUAAAUUUAGUCACUGUUUAAAUC
This is a messenger RNA of Pimephales promelas (fathead minnow), 2948 nucleotides long. RefSeq names its product K(lysine) acetyltransferase 7a (gene kat7a). Gene Ontology annotation, cellular component: chromatin; histone H3-K14 acetyltransferase complex; nucleus. Gene Ontology annotation, molecular function: transcription coregulator activity; zinc ion binding; histone H3 acetyltransferase activity. Gene Ontology annotation, biological process: regulation of transcription by RNA polymerase II. The record is from RefSeq and is a predicted model, not a curated record. NCBI's taxonomy places the organism in Eukaryota, Metazoa, Chordata, Actinopteri, Cypriniformes, Leuciscidae.